AUGCGUUUCUUCUCCCGCAAACACCAGCAACCUGAAGCCGACAACAACCACAAUGACGAACUACCUCCCACCGAGACCAAAGGCGACUUGAACAAGAUCGCCGCCGAAAAUGAUCUCGCUGCUUCGGCCAACCAAGCCGCAGGCACGGCCUGGUUGGCGGGCCAUUUGAAUCAUUUGACGCCCGAGCAGGAACAAAAACUGCUUGAGUUCAAGGCGCUGGUUGAAGAGAAGGGUUAUUAUAAGCCUAAGAAGGAGGGGACAGACGUUCCUAGUCAUAGCGAUGCUACUUUGCUGCGGUUUUUGCGCGCGCGCAAGUUCGAUGUCCAAGGCGCCUAUAAGCAGUUUUCAGAGACGGAAGAUUGGCGCAAGGAGAAUAAUAUUGAUUCCUUAUACGAGAAUAUCCGACUAGAGUCCUAUGAGCGGACACGACAGAUGUACCCCCAAUGGACCGGUCGUCGAGACCGCCGCGGUAUCCCCGUCUAUCUCUUCGAAGUCAAACACCUCACCAACAAGAACGUAUCCCAAUUCUCGCAAGAAGUCAGCGAACAAGGUGCUUCUGAAACACACAAGGACUCCGCCAUCCCCGCGCGUCUUCUCUGCCUCUUCUCGCUGUACGAGAACCUGCUCCAAUUUGUGCAUCCAUUGUGCUCUGCUCUUGCGCGACCAAACCCGGAAACCCCGAUUGUCUCGUCAAAUAACAUCGUUGAUAUCAGUGGUGUGAGCUUGAUGCAGUUUUGGAAUUUGAGGAGUCACAUGCAAGAUGCUAGUGUGUUGUCUACAGCCCACUAUCCCGAGACUCUGGAUCGUAUUUUUAUCAUCGGAGCCCCCUCCUUCUUCCCAACAGUUUGGAACUGGAUAAAACGCUGGUUUGAUCCCGUCACUGUCUCAAAAAUCUUCAUCCUCUCCUCGGCCGAAGUCAAAUCCACCCUCGAGACAUUCAUGGAGCCAUCAUCCAUCCCCUCGCAAUACGGCGGAACCCUCGAUUUCAAAUGGGGCGAUUUGCCAAACAUGGAUGACGCUGCGCGCACAUUAGCGGGAGGAUUGGAAUCUCCGCCUACCACUAAAGGUGGGAAACCUGUGUUCUUGAAGGGGCCCGUAAGGUUUUUCAAUGAUCAUAUUGAGGUUUUGGGCUCGGAUCAGGGGAAGCCUAGACGGGACAGCAUUCGUGUUCCACCGACGACCGCCACUACAACAGAGGAACCCGCGGCAGCAGCGCAAGUCUCAGACGAGAAAGUAGAGCAGGUAGAACCUGCAGCGGCCCCAGUUGAGACUACAGCUCCUGCUGCUUAG
This is a messenger RNA of Talaromyces marneffei, 1290 nucleotides long. RefSeq lists its product as uncharacterized. Bases 1 to 1290 code for a protein of 429 amino acids. The record is from RefSeq and is a predicted model, not a curated record. The transcript has 4 exons. NCBI's taxonomy places the organism in Eukaryota, Fungi, Ascomycota, Eurotiomycetes, Eurotiales, Trichocomaceae.